Amphibalanus amphitrite is the source of this 3100-nucleotide messenger RNA. Its product is annotated as DNA-binding protein SMUBP-2-like. Bases 146 to 2677 code for a protein of 843 amino acids. Gene Ontology annotation, molecular function: ATP hydrolysis activity; 5'-3' DNA helicase activity. NCBI's taxonomy places the organism in Eukaryota, Metazoa, Arthropoda, Thecostraca, Balanomorpha, Balanidae. The record is from RefSeq and is a predicted model, not a curated record. The transcript is spliced from 2 exons.
GAUUUCCCCGCAAGCCAGCGCUGCCUGGCGGGCGGCCCGGCACAACGGCCUGUGCCUUUGUGUCGGCCGGCGGAACAGGAGGGGCGCCGAGCUGGCCUUGGGUGUGCCGUGUACUGCAGGGCUGCAGCGGAAACGGACGGCGAUCAUGGCUAUGCUACCUAGGGCAGCACUGGUGGAGCUCCACCAAAGUCUUCUGAAACUGGAACGACAAGAAGAGGAGCAGCGACAGGAGCAGCUAAGCAAAGACUGCGAGCCAAUGCUAGAGCUGGUGGUGGACAGUACAAAAGAACAACUCGACGUGUAUAUCAUGUCCGUGCGUCACAGGUCACACGAGCAGCUGCCAAAGCACUGCAUAGAACAGGGCAGCAGGGUAGCGGUAUCUCCAUCUCUGAGCGUUAUCAUAGACGAGUGUGUCGCCUCUUCAUUUGCAGUGGUUUCUAAGGUGACAUCUCAUACUCUUACACUGACGUUUGCGUACGACCCACCCUUGUACUCUGGUCAGAUGGUAAACGUAAUGCUGAAUGAAAUUUCCCAACACACCCAGCUGGAAGACGCGAUGUCUUGGGUAAAGAAUAUUGACACGACAAGUUCUACCCAUCCCGCAGCUCCUGUGGUGCGGAUUUUGUUUAACGAGGAUGAAGGACCAGCUCGUGGACAAGGACUAGGCAAUGGUGUCGACACAGUGUCGUUACAGCCACGUUUCAUCAACCAGAACUUGGACGCGUCCCAGCGGCAGGCAGUGGGUCUGGCUCUGCGAGAUCGACCGCUGACGGUCAUCCACGGUCCUCCCGGUACUGGCAAAACCACAACGAUCGUGGAGGUGAUUCUCCAGCACGUCGAACGAGGUCAACGCGUGCUGGUCUGCGCACCCUCCAACAAGGCCGUGGACAACCUGCUGGAAGGUGUGUGGAAGCAAACGCGGAAGGCCCACUGGUCUCUGCGUAUGGCGGAGGUGACUCGGCUCGGGCACUUGGCGAGAAUGGAGGUAAAACACAGACGCUUUUCACAUACAGUAAAGCUCAAGAGACGCCUGAAAAGGAAAAGUGGCAAAGAAACACGGGAACAAGUUCAAGAAAGGAAAGCCGCAUUGGCUGACCUGCUCAGAGAAACCUCCGUGCUGAUGAGUACGCUGGCAUCCGUGCGCAGUGUAGACCUGGAACACUAUUUCGACCUGCUGGUGAUCGACGAGUGCGGCCAGGCGACAGAGCCCGCCUGCUGGCUAGCCAUCCCACUCGCCAAGCGAGUGCUGCUGGCUGGUGAUCCUCACCAGCUGCCGCCGACCAUCCUCAGCCAAGAGGCAGCCAGUGGUGGUCUGGCUGUCUCGCUGAUGGAGCGACAGAUGGGACUGCACGGUGAGGGCGUCGUCCACAUGCUGGACACCCAGUACCGCAUGCACGCGCUGAUUCAGGAGUGGUCCUCGAAGACUCUGUACGGCAGUAAGCUGAAGGCCUCGAAGAAAGUCGCCAGUCGUCAGCUGACGGACUUGCCCGGUGUGAGCAGUACGUCACGGACGCAGCAGACCCUCCUCCUUGUGGACUCGGCUGGAUGUGGUCUUAGGGAGGCACAGGAUGUGAAUACCAGCUCGCACAGCAACACUGGCGAAGCAGAACUGGUGGUUUGCCACGCGAGAUCCCUGAUCAGUGCGGGACUUCAGGCAGAGGACAUCGGCGUGAUCACCCCAUACAAGCAGCAGGUGAAGCUCAUCUCUGCCAGACUGCGCACAGCUGGAUUGAACGUGGAGGUGAACUCUGUGGACGGAUACCAGGGUCGUGAGAAGGAGGCCAUCCUGCUCUCUCUGGUGCGUUCCAACGCACGCGGUCAGGUGGGCUUCGUGGGCGACCGGCGGCGGCUGAACGUGGCAGUGACACGUGCGCGGCGGCACUUGUUUGUCGUAUGCGACACAUCCACCGUCUGGCAGAACAAGACGAUUCGCUCUUUUUUGGAGCACAUGGAUCGCAGCGGCGAGACACGCUCCGCGUACUGUGAACGAUGCCCUGGUGGGAAGAAGGGACGUGAAACCAGUGCGGCAUCUUCACCUCUUCCGUCAGUCCUCGCUGCGCCUCGACAACCAACAUCAGUCGGCAGUCGGCAGCCAACAUCGGUUGGCAGUGGGCAGCCGAAAUCAGCUGGAAGUAUGCUCAAACCGAGACCUCUGGAGGGCAAACGCGUGGAUGAGGCCUCGGUUGCAAGGCUGACUGAAAGCGUAGGCUCCAUGACCCUGAGAUACAGACGCACUGAACUCGUCCGUCAUUCAAACCAGUCGCCACUGCCUGCGGCCUGCGGUUCUUCAGCUACUGCAUCUGCUGUCCGUGGCUCUGUGUCCCUCGCCCCUAGCUAUGCGUCCGUGACCCGUGGCUCCAAGUCCGUCACGCAUGGUUCUGAGCCUGUCAUGCGUGGUCUGGAUUCCGCCACGCGUGGUUCUGAUGUCAGUGCCCGCGUCGGGCGUGGUUCUGUCUCGGUCACUCGUGGUUCGGCACUCAGCGUGUCGGCUACGCGUGGUUCCACAUAUGUGACACGUGGUUCUGAUGCCAGUGGACCAGCCAUUUGUAGAUGCACUGGAUGUGUGGCUACAGGUCGCCCCUCCGCAGUCAGAGUGUCUGACGCUCCAGGUCGCAACUACCCAAGAGAGCCUGUCGGUACUUCUACCGAUCUGCCGUGGUUCUGUCGCAUUCUGUGAUGCAACAACUGUCACUGGCUGCGCACUGCGCAAUGCCCACUUCUCUUUGCUGGAGUCUUUCACGGCGUUGUUCCCUUGAUCAAGGUUAUUACCUAUGUGAAUGCGAGGAACGCGAUGGCUACAAGUGGGAUUAUGUUACCGCCAUAGACUCAUUUGAGGGGAUGUCGUGACACUUUUCAAAGAACUGUAGCGUGCAGCGUGCGUGUGCACAAGCUAGUGCUAAAAUGUAAGUACCAAGCAGCCAAGCUACUUCUCUCAUUAUGCAUUCGUUACACAGAAACCUUUCUCUUAUUGAUUAUGCUGUACCAAGAGGGAAGAUUGCGAAACAGUACUUAAUUUAGACGACCUUAUGGGGAUGCUUUUGCGAUGAGAAUCAAGUUUCCACUGAUCAUUUUAGUAUUGAAAAAUAUACUAUAAAAAAUA